This is a messenger RNA of Pangasianodon hypophthalmus (striped catfish), 6155 nucleotides long. It is a transcript of the gene gsk3ba, whose product is annotated as glycogen synthase kinase 3 beta, genome duplicate a. Gene Ontology annotation, cellular component: beta-catenin destruction complex; glutamatergic synapse; cytoplasm. Gene Ontology annotation, biological process: insulin receptor signaling pathway; negative regulation of canonical Wnt signaling pathway; extrinsic apoptotic signaling pathway in absence of ligand. The coding region runs from base 992 to 2257 and encodes 421 amino acids. The record is from RefSeq and is a predicted model, not a curated record. NCBI's taxonomy places the organism in Eukaryota, Metazoa, Chordata, Actinopteri, Siluriformes, Pangasiidae. Gene Ontology annotation, molecular function: ATP binding; tau-protein kinase activity; protein serine/threonine kinase activity. The transcript is spliced from 11 exons.
CGCGCGCAACGCGAUUGGUUAAGAGCGGCGCGCUGUGCGCCGCCUCGUUUGGGAGGGAAGUGGCGUCGGAUUGGCUGGCUCGAGGGCUUCGUGCGCGUGCACCCUUUCCGAUUCUGGUUGCUACGCUUGUUACGUGCGGCCGUAGUGGCGUCUCAGGAGUUGCGUCGAGUGCGUAAGGUGAAAGAACGAGAGCGAGCGAAGAAAGCACAGAGCAACGGACGGGGAAGGAAUUUAAAAAAAGACAGACAGACAGAGAGAGAGAGAGAGAGAAAGAAAGAUUUCAGGUUCUCGGAGUUUUUUUGGGGGAGGAUUUUUUUAAUAUUGGGAAUUUUUUAAAAGGAAAAUAAUCCGAGUGCAUGGAGUUUCGAGGAGCGGAAGGGCAGUGGUGGAUAUCAGAGUUUAAAUCCGCUGAUUGGAAAAAUCUCAUUCGACUCGUUGGUUGAACGCGAAGGGAGCCGCCAUGGCUGGAGCUGCUGGAUCUCCACCUCAGUGUAUGACAAAAAUAUGAAACAUAUACUGCUAUUAUAUUUAAAAUAAUAAAAAAACCUCCUUUUUUAGAGGCUUUUGGGUGUACAUUGUGUGUACAGAGACUAUAAAAAGAAAAACAGACAACACAAACAGGAGAACCGGUUUGUUCGAGGCCCUGUUUUCUGAUUAAUUACAAUUUACCUUGACAACAAAAAGUAUUCAAGGUUUUAGCUAAGACCUUAGCUACAUAACCACCAGAUACAAGCAAGGAGAGAGGAAAUACAAGCAAGAAGAAGAAGAAAGAAAAACAAGGAGUUGUUCUGAAGAAAUAACCGUAUUUUCUGGUGGAAAGAAAGGCUCGUGUUCUUUUCCCUCUUCAUCCCGUCCUCCAUUUUCACACAGUAAUCCUGCUGGGAGAUUAAAAGUCGAGGCUCCAGGCGGAUAUUGUUUGCUCCCAGGCGGUGUUGAGGCGGUGUUGAGGCAGGGCUGAGGCAGGGUUGAGGCGGGGUUGAGGAUUGGGAGCAUGUCGGGGCGGCCCAGGACCACGUCCUUCGCGGAGAGCUGCAAACCCGUGGCUCAGCCUUCAGCCUUCGGCAGCAUGAAAGUCAGCAGAGAUAAGGAUGGCAGCAAGGUGACGUCAGUGAUGGCGACUCCAGGCCAGGGGCCCGAUCGGCCCCAGGAGGUCAGCUACACGGACACGAAGGUGAUCGGGAAUGGCUCGUUCGGCGUCGUCUACCAGGCCAAGCUGUGCGAGUCCGGAGAGCUGGUGGCCAUCAAGAAGGUGCUGCAGGACAAGAGGUUUAAGAACCGUGAGCUGCAGAUCAUGAGGAAGCUGGACCACUGCAACAUCGUCCGCCUCCGGUACUUCUUCUACUCCAGUGGGGACAAGAAGGAUGAGGUGUAUCUGAACCUGGUACUGGACUACGUCCCCGAGACUGUGUACAGAGUCGCCAGACACUACAGUCGAGCCAAACAGACCCUCCCCAUGGUUUACGUCAAGUUGUACAUGUAUCAGCUCUUCAGAAGUCUGGCCUACAUCCAUUCGUUUGGAAUCUGCCAUCGAGACAUCAAACCCCAGAACCUGCUGCUGGAUCCCGAGACGGCCGUGCUCAAACUCUGUGACUUUGGCAGCGCUAAGCAGCUGGUCCGUGGAGAACCAAACGUGUCCUACAUCUGCUCGCGGUACUACAGAGCUCCAGAACUCAUCUUCGGAGCCACUGACUACACCUCCAGCAUAGACGUGUGGUCAGCAGGCUGUGUGCUGGCUGAGCUGUUGCUAGGGCAACCGAUUUUCCCCGGCGACAGCGGAGUGGAUCAGCUGGUGGAGAUCAUCAAGGUUUUGGGCACACCCACCCGUGAGCAGAUUCGAGAGAUGAACCCCAAUUACACAGAGUUCAAGUUUCCUCAGAUAAAGGCCCACCCAUGGACUAAGGUGUUGCGGCCGCGCACGCCUCCCGAAGCCAUCGCUCUGUGCUCUCGUCUGUUGGAGUACACACCCACGGCUCGGCUCACGCCGCUCGAGGCCUGCGCACACUCCUUCUUUGACGAGCUGAGAGACCCGAACAUCAAACUGCCCAAUGGGAGGGAGAAGCCAUCGCUGUUCAACUUCACCACUCAAGAAUUGUCCAGUAACCCAUCCUUGGCCACCAUCUUGAUUCCUGCUCAUGCACGUAAUCAAGCAGGUGCCUCCACCCCCACCAAUGCCUCCAGCACUACAGAUACUAACAGUGGAGAACGCGGUCAGACCACCAAUGCAGCCUCUGCCUCCGCCUCCAACACCUCCACCUGAGUGUCCCGGCUGUUCAUCCAUCCGGCCCGGCCCAUCCGGGUGACGCCCCGCCCCGCGUUCCCCAGAUUAGUAGGCGGGGUUUAAACCAUCCAGCCACAACAAUUAAAGAAACUGCAAGAGCCAAACCAUAAUUUCAGUGCUUUCAGCGCUGUCCAAACCGAGUUCCGGGACAUGUACAGAACCGUGAUAGUGUAGAGAGUGAAAGACAGAGAGGUGAGCAGUGGCACAGGGGGAGAACUCGCACCAUCAAUCCUGUGGACAAUCUCUUAAUCAAAGCAAUCCAGUAGCUGAAUCCAUCUUCUUCCAUCUCAGUUAAGCGAGCCUGCUGUUCAAAUAGGCUGCCCUCGCUCUCUCCCUUCUCCCUCACUCCCUCUCUCCCUCUCUCUUUCACUCAAUCACCGUCUUAUACACACCGUCUGUCCUUCCUCAUCCUCCUCAUCCUCCUCAUCCUCACACCCCCUUCACCUGUAGUGCAUGGCUUGAAUUUGGUUGGGAGCACUCAAUAACGUAAAAAGAUCCAGGAAAUCGCUAAAAGCAACAUUUUUGUGUAUCAUAUAUAUACAUAUUAUGAAAUGCACUCGGACUGCAUAACAAGCGAAGUAACACGACAAGCGUGCAUGAUUCAGCAACAAAGCCAAAAGAAAACAAAACAAAAAAAUCUCGUUGUGCUCAGAAACAUUUAGUUAGGAGUUUGAAAUAUUUACAUAUGAUUAUUUUAUGUUAUUUUGUUUUAUACUGAAAAUAGGGGGAUUUUAUGGGGUUGGGUGAGGGAGGGGCUGACAUUUUUGAUUGACACGAGAGACUUAUUUGUCUCCUUUUCUGUGUUUUUGUAUUAUAUAUACAUAUAUAAAUACAUACACAGUUUAUAUAUUUCUUUGCGUUAUGUAAAAUAUAUAUGUGUGUGUGUGUGCAUGCGUGUGCACGCAUAUGAAUAAAAGCUCCGGCUCUGGAUUAAAUGUAUUCUGAACCAACGAAGCUUUAUAUAUAAUUGGUUCAGAACACUUCAGAGGCAUCAGGGGCGGAGCUUUUGCGUGGCAGCCAAUCCGUGGCUGACUGAGAAAUUAUGUAUGUAUACACGAAUAAAUGAAAUCCAUACCAGGGCAGGAAUGCUGUAAUUUCUAGCUAAUGUGCUCAAAAUUUCAGUUCAGAGCUGUAGAACUGUAGAUUAUAUUCUAAUCCUGAGUUUAACACUCGCUCUUUUCUCUCCGUUAGUAUCAGAAUUCCUCAGGUUUCUUUGUUUAUUGAUCACACCAUGAGUUCCUUCAAAAAGCAGGGUUUUUUUUAAUUGAAUAAAACAAUCCAUUGAAUGCUAGACUUUGAAGUGAUAGUGUUAGGUUCGAGCUGAACAUGAAUGGUGCAUCGUUAGCCGAGGUUCGCAGGCUGUCGGCCGUGGCGCCGAUUGUUCAGCAUUGUGAACUGAGGAGCUGAGCAUUUCCUGUUUUCUGUGUUAAAUCGUCGAUGCUGUGUAGUUGUUGUUGUAACCACUACUUGAACAUUCGUUACAUUUUUUUUUUCCCCCCCUUUCCACUUUUAACAUCAUCUUAAAUGGAAAAACUGUAUAUUUUAAUCAGAAUGUCUUAAUACACAAAUGUAACAGUUUAAAAAAAAAAAAAUCAACAAAAUAUGUAAAUACAGUACAGCACAGUUGCUCCUUGCCAAAUUCUGGCUUGUAUGUUUUGUUUUUAUUUUGUUUUUAUUUUGUUUAUAUAUAUAUAUAUAUAUAUAUAUACAAUCUUCAUUGUGCGUGUUUUAUGGUAUGUAUAUGUACAUAUGCUGACCUGAGAACUGUUACCAAGCAAAAAAAAAAAAAAUUAAACAAAACAAAAAAAAACAGUAAAAGGUUUUAAAAAAGUAUAAAAUCUCAUAAAAUGGUGAAAAAAGAGAGAUUUAAAAAAAAGAUCAGGGCAAAUCUGAACUGUUUGUUGGAAACUGUAGAUGAGGAGCUUUCUCCAGCCAUAUAGUUCAAUCUUCUCUGUACAGUAGGUGCCAGCUAUAUUAUUGUAAUGAUAUGUAGUAACUGUAUAGUGUAUCUAGAGUUUGGAGUGCCUUUGCUUCCAUUCACCCCUUUUUUCCCUCCUCGAACCUCAUCCUUUACUCACACAGUACUGUAACUCUCUCUGUGCCGCUCGGAGUGUGUGCUGUUGGUCGGUCGGUGUUCUGGCCUACCUCUUUAUUUACAUUAUUAACCCCGUCAGUGAUAACUGUUUCAUUUGUGCUAUUUUAGUAACUCAUGAUCUGGUUGUUGUCUAAGGCACCAGAGCUGGAAUUUGAGUGGAAUAAAAUUCUCUUUUGGCAUUAGAGUCAGAGGUCCAGGUCAAAUUUACUAAUUGAUGCACUGUUUCACAAAAUGUAACUGAUUUAACGAUUUCUUUAACUUUUUAUGAUUUGUAGCAUAUUCAAGGCAACAUUAACAUGCCUGGAUGCUGCGCUGCAUGGCUUUAAUGGUACUAAGAAAAAUGUAAAUCCAGUAACUGUUCAAAUCAUUCAAUUAAGAGUAUUUAGGAGAAUACAUGCAAUAAAGUAGGUAAUUAGGAUUUGUUUUUAAAUAUGCUUAUUUUUCAAUUAACAUAAGGUAAUCAGCUGAGUUCUGCAAAAAGAACUGUAUAACGGUUUAUACAGCAGUUCGUUUCAGUCCACUAACGUGACUGGACAAGUGGCGUUCCAAUAGUGCUGAUAUUUAAUAUAACAGCACCGGGACAUUUCACUGUUUGUAUCACGCCACUUGUCUGUGUUCACUACAUACAAUUCCAAACCGAGCAACAGUUCGUUACAUUGAAACCGUUACUACGCUUACCACGGACCGUCAGUCAGUCUGUGCAUCGGCAUGGCAACACGCAAUGCUUUAUCCAGCUGUUGCUUCUAUAGGAACUAUUUCCAUUGACAGAGCAAAAAUAAACAAAAUAUUUGGGCAUAUAGUGUGUCUGAAAUGUCAGUUACUCGGUAUUAAUUUCUUAUUUAUAGAACUGUUGUAUAAAAGCAAUAUCACACCUGCAAUCAUGCUGUUGUGCUGAAUAUCACCUGAAUAUUACCUGUGAUUACCUGCGGCCGAAUCACAGCCGUGCCAGUAUUCACCAUAGAAGCACUCUUGCCCGUGUGAUAUUGCUUAAUUGACACCUGGACCUUGGUGGGUUUUUUUCUUUUUUUUUUUUUUUUUUUUUUUUUUUUUUUUAAAGGCCAGUAUUUCUUAGGUCAGAUGACAACAUGGUGUCUUAAUGUAAGUGUAGGUGUGUGUGUGUGUGUGUGUGUGUGUGUGUGUGUGUGUGUGUGUGUGUGUGUGUGUGUGUAGGACAACUGAGUCUGUCCUCAACCCCGGGUCAUAGUGCCGUCCCUACGGGCAAUAACUCCUCAGCAUACACACUUGUGUUUGGCCGGCCGACAGCAGCACUUUAAGGGCGUCACGUAGCACCCACAAUCCUCCAUUCCUCCAACUCCCCCCCGUGUAAAGCUCGCUUUGUAAAUUAUGCAUUCAUAGUUCAUGUUACUUUCCACAAACCGUGUGACCACUUCUUGUGACUAAACUAAAGUUUAACUAAGAGUAAAGAAAGGUUUAAAAAUGGAAAAGCCAAAAAAUAAUAACGUUAGCUAUAUUCAGACAUUACUUUACACACAUCGUCAAGAAAAAAAGGUGUCUUGGUUUAAAGUGAAAAUAAAGAAAAAAAAAAAUACAACCUGUAUAACAUUACUACUACUUGAAUGAUUCUGUUUGUGACUGAUUUUUUUUUAUUAUUAUUAUUUUAAUUUUAAAUAUAUACAUCUUUUUUCUGUGAAGGUAUGCUAAAUGUCUCCUUUUCUUUGUAAAUAAUGUCCGUUUUGGUCCUCGGUGUGACUCGGAUUCAGAGAAUAGUUACCUGGUACUGUAAUUUGCAUUAAAUAAAGAGUAGGAUAGCUUGGAAAUGAA